GAACAACUGAUUAAAGAUAAACAAAGUAUGUCUGAUCUUAUGAAUAAAAUCGAAGAGGACGCAGAUCGGGAAGUACUGGAGAAAAAGGCUGACUUUGUGAAUAAAUUGAGAGAAUUGAAAAAAAUGAAUUUAAAUCUUAGAGGCGAACUUGGAUCAUACAAGAUGAAAGCUAAAGCAGCGUCGAAGGAAGCAGAAGACUUGGGCGGUCUACUUGAAAAAUACGAAGAGGAUAUAGCUCAGCUGAAAGUAUCAGUCAAGAUCGAAGAACAGACCAUCUUAGGACUUAAGAAGCAAAUACAAGUUCGUGACGAUAUUAUAGAACAAAAAGAAUCGCGGAUUUUUGAAGAGAAACUUAAAAUGAAAGAUAUAGAAAAACAAUUGUUGCUGACGAAAGAAAAUGUUAGUGAACUAGAACAAACGGUCGAGCCGUUAAUAAUGGAAAUUCAAGAAAAAAAAAAAAACUAUUGAAGACAUGGAAUCGGAAAUGUUAGGUAUGGCAGCAGUGG
Messenger RNA from Acyrthosiphon pisum (pea aphid), 506 nucleotides. RefSeq names its product cilia- and flagella-associated protein 57-like. The transcript has 3 exons. NCBI's taxonomy places the organism in Eukaryota, Metazoa, Arthropoda, Insecta, Hemiptera, Aphididae. The record is from RefSeq and is a predicted model, not a curated record. Bases 28 to 468 code for a protein of 146 amino acids.